Haliotis rufescens (red abalone) is the source of this 613-nucleotide messenger RNA. RefSeq lists its product as uncharacterized. NCBI's taxonomy places the organism in Eukaryota, Metazoa, Mollusca, Gastropoda, Lepetellida, Haliotidae. The transcript is spliced from 7 exons. The record is from RefSeq and is a predicted model, not a curated record. The coding region runs from base 137 to 496 and encodes 119 amino acids.
CUUUGUGGGAUGGAGUACAUGGGUCACGAGACGCCGAGAGUUUGCAUAUAAAAUGUAUUCAUUGAAAGUAACCACUUCAUUCUACAGUCUGAAGUUUUGAUCGUCUUUUCGAGGAUUUGACAAAUUCAAGGUUGAAAUGAUGAGGAUUGUGUACCUGACGCUGCUGCUGCUGGGCGUGGUGAUAGCGUCGUAUACGGAGGACUCAGGAGCGAACAUGCUGGCCAAGAUCUAUCAGCGGCAGGAGAAGAUGCUGAAGCAGGUGGAUAUCCUGCAAAAAACAGUGUCAAAGGUAUCGAAAGUCAACGCGAAGGUGAGUGAGGCGAAGAAGCGGAAGAGGCACGAAGGACGGAGGCACGAAGGACGGAGGAGUGAGAAAAAGAUGGAAUCACACGACUACGACUAUCCCGAUAUGUUUCAACAUAGACAGAGAAGAAAAGGCAGCGACACCGCAUCCAGUGGCCCUCCCCAGCGAGCCUUCAGGAUAUCUUUCGGAUAGGGACCGUGACGUCUCCCCGACUGGCGCGCGACCUGUCUGUGAAAUUAUGACCAGAGUGAAAAUACAGAUGCCAAUGACAGCACUUAAUUUCUCAAAAUAAAGAUCUGUUCGCAAAUA